CGCUCGCGUAGCGCGGCCGCCCGGGCGCUCGCUGAGGGGGAAGGAAGGAGGGGAGAAGAGGCGCCCGCCGAGGGCUCCGCCGCCGCCAUGAGCGUGGAGGCGUACGGCCCCAGCUCGCAGACCCUCACCUUCCUGGACACCGAGGAGGCCGAGCUGCUCGGCGCCGACACUCAGGGCUCCGAGUUCGAGUUCACCGACUUCACCCUCCCCAGCCAGACCCAGACGCCGCCGGGGCCCGGCCAGGCGGGGCCGCAGCAAGGCCAAGGCCCCCCCGGCGCGGGGCAGGGCCCGCCGGGGCCGCUGGAAGCGCAGGUGAAUGGUCCCGAUGGGAUCCUGCAGAACGGGGCUGUGGAUGAGAACGUGGCCAAGACCAGCCAGCUCCUGGCAGAGCUCAACUUUGAGGAGGAUGAGGAAGACACCUACUACACCAAGGAUCUCCCUGUGCAUGCCUGCAGUUACUGUGGGAUCCACGACCCUGCCUGUGUGGUUUACUGCAACACCAGCAAGAAGUGGUUCUGUAACGGGCGUGGGAACACCUCGGGCAGCCACAUUGUGAACCAUCUGGUGAGAGCCAAGUGCAAAGAGGUGACUCUCCACAAGGAUGGACCUCUGGGGGAGACUGUCCUGGAAUGCUACAACUGUGGCUGUCGGAACGUGUUCCUGCUGGGCUUCAUCCCAGCCAAGGCAGACUCUGUGGUUGUUCUGCUGUGCAGGCAGCCCUGUGCCAGCCAGAGCAGCCUGAAGGACAUCAACUGGGACAGUUCCCAGUGGCAGCCCCUGAUCCAGGAUCGCUGCUUCCUCUCCUGGCUGGUGAAGAUCCCGUCGGAGCAGGAGCAGCUCCGGGCCCGCCAGAUCACGGCCCAGCAGAUCAACAAGCUGGAGGAGCUCUGGAAGGAAAAUCCAUCUGCAACCCUGGAGGACUUGGAAAAGCCUGGUGUGGAUGAAGAACCACAGCACGUCCUGCUUAGAUACGAAGAUGCUUAUCAAUACCAAAAUAUAUUUGGUCCUCUAGUCAAGCUUGAGGCAGAUUAUGACAAGAAACUCAAGGAAUCUCAGACCCAAGAUAACAUCACAGUCAGAUGGGACCUGGGCUUGAACAAGAAGAGAAUUGCUUAUUUCACUUUGCCAAAGACUGACUCAGACAUGAGGCUCAUGCAAGGAGAUGAGAUCUGCCUGAGGUACAAAGGAGACCUGGCCCCGCUGUGGAAAGGAAUUGGUCACGUUAUCAAAGUUCCUGAUAGUUCUACAGAUUAUGGUGAUGAGAUUGCCAUCGAGCUGAGGAGCAGCGUGGGAGCCCCUGUGGAAGUUACUCACAACUUCCAAGUGGAUUUUGUAUGGAAAUCUACUUCCUUUGACAGGAUGCAGAGUGCUCUCAAAACCUUUGCUGUGGAUGAGACCUCAGUGUCUGGGUACAUCUAUCACAAGCUGCUGGGCCACGAGGUGGAAGAUGUGAUUAUUAAAUGCCAGUUGCCAAAGCGCUUCACAGCACAGGGACUUCCUGAUCUCAACCACUCUCAGGUUUAUGCUGUGAAAACUGUCCUGCAGCGUCCUCUGAGCCUUAUUCAGGGUCCCCCUGGCACUGGGAAAACAGUGACAUCAGCCACCAUCGUGUAUCAUCUGGCCAGACAGGGCAACGGGCCCGUGCUGGUGUGUGCUCCCAGUAACAUCGCCGUGGACCAGCUCACCGAGAAGAUCCACCAGACCGGGCUGAAGGUGGUUCGGCUGUGUGCCAAGAGCAGGGAGGCCAUCGACUCCCCCGUGUCCUUCCUGGCACUGCACAACCAGAUCAGGAACAUGGACAGCAUGCCAGAGCUUCAGAAACUGCAGCAGCUCAAAGAUGAGACUGGAGAGCUCUCAUCUGCCGACGAGAAGCGUUACCGGGCGCUCAAACGAACCGCGGAGCGGGAGCUGCUCAUGAACGCGGAUGUGAUCUGCUGCACCUGCGUGGGGGCCGGGGAUCCCAGGCUGGCCAAGAUGCAGUUCCGCUCCAUCCUCAUCGAUGAGAGCACCCAGGCCACCGAGCCCGAGUGCAUGGUGCCCGUUGUGCUGGGAGCAAAGCAGCUCAUUCUGGUGGGUGACCACUGCCAGCUGGGGCCCGUGGUGAUGUGCAAGAAAGCUGCCAAGGCUGGGCUGUCCCAGUCCCUGUUUGAGAGGCUGGUGGUGCUGGGGAUCCGGCCCAUCCGGCUGCAGGUGCAGUACCGGAUGCAUCCCGCCCUCAGCGCCUUCCCUUCCAACAUCUUCUACGAGGGCUCGCUCCAGAACGGGGUCACUGCAGCUGACCGUGUGAAGAAAGGCUUUGACUUCCAGUGGCCACAGCCUGACAAACCAAUGUUCUUCUACGUCACCCAAGGACAGGAGGAGAUUGCCAGCUCGGGCACCUCUUACUUAAACAGGACGGAAGCUGCCAACGUGGAGAAAAUCACCACGAAGCUGCUGAAGGCUGGUGCCAAACCAGACCAGAUUGGCAUCAUCACUCCUUACGAAGGGCAGCGCUCCUACCUGGUGCAGUACAUGCAGUUCAGUGGCUCCCUGCACACCAAGCUCUACCAGGAAGUGGAAAUUGCGAGUGUGGAUGCCUUCCAGGGCAGGGAGAAGGACUUUAUUAUCCUUUCCUGUGUGAGGGCCAACGAACACCAGGGAAUUGGGUUCCUCAAUGACCCCAGGAGGCUCAACGUGGCCCUUACCAGGGCGAGGUAUGGAGUAAUUAUUGUGGGGAACCCCAAAGCCCUGUCUAAGCAGCCACUCUGGAAUCACCUCCUGAAUUACUACAAGGAGCAGAAGGUGCUGGUGGAGGGACCACUGAACAACCUCCGGGAGAGCCUCAUGCAGUUCAGCAAACCCCGCAAGCUCGUCAACACCAUCAACCCCGGUGCCCGUUUCAUGACCACUGCCAUGUAUGAUGCACGUGAGGCCAUUAUUCCAGGAUCUGUCUAUGACAGGAGCAGUCAAGGGCGCCCAUCCAACAUGUACUUCCAAACCCAUGACCAGAUUGGGAUGAUCAGUGCUGGCCCCAGCCACGUCACUGCCAUGAACAUUCCCAUCCCCUUCAACCUGGUGAUGCCCCCGAUGCCACCCCCGGGAUACUUCAGCCAGGCCAACGGACCCGCCGCAGGACGUGGGGCUCCCAAAGGAAAGACCGGUCGUGGCGGGCGCCAGAAAAACCGUUUUGGGAUUCCUGGGACGAGUCAGUCCAACCUUCCCAACAGCCAAGCGAGCCAAGAUGUGGUGUCCCAGCCUUUCUCCCAGGGCCCCCUGACUCAGGGCUAUAUCUCCAUGAGUCAGCCUUCACAGAUGAGUCAGCCUGGGCUCUCCCAACCAGAAUUAUCACAGGACAGUUACCUUGGUGAUGAGUUUAAAUCCCAGAUUGACGUGGCGCUGUCACAGGACUCAACUUACCAGGGUGAACGUGCAUAUCAACAUGGUGGAGUGACGGGACUGUCACAGUAUUAGAGUGUUGAGGAAGAAGAGCUAAGCUUGCGUGGAGCUUAGUUCAUCCGCAUUUUAUUCUGGGUAAUAAAAAAAAUAAAAUAAAAUGGAUACCUGUUUUCCACUGCUAAAACUGAAGCACCACUGUGUGAGAGCAACAGGAGAAAGAAACCAACCAACGGAGAGAGAGAGAGAGAGAAAGAGAGAGAGAGAGAAAGAAAGGAGCGCGCGAGAGAGCCCACUGCUAUAGCUCACUGAGACAAGGAGACCGCGGAGGAGAGAGAGCCCUGACGGACCUGCUGGCGCCUCGCUGGGAAGGAACUCACCCCAAAAAUGAGUGGUCAGCUGAGUCCCUGCUCCCCCAGUCACCCCCACGCUCGAGAGAAGGGCCUUAAAAAAAAAAACAAAAAAAAAAAAAAAAAAAAAAAAACCCACAAAAAAAAAAGCAGGUUUCACUUCAUUCCAUCCUUCUCUUUGCGAGCAGGGCAUUAACUACUACUUUUCAGAGCAGAAGGGGGAGAGGAAAACCCUCAUCUCAGAGUUGGUCUCGUUUCUAAGGGGUACUAUAUUUUAGCAGUAACUGUUUACAUUUUAGAAGCAGAGUAUCUGAGAGAAAAAGAGAGAGAAAGAGAGAGAGAGGGAGGGAGGGAGAGUCCCUGACUGGGUGGCAGCAAAGCCAAGCAGAAAUCCAGCGGGAUCCAGCUGAUGCUCAACUCUGAGAUGCAGGUUUUGUUGUCCAACACUGGCUCUGAAAUCUUAGUUGUCAUCGUGUCGCCCACAUUCUGAACGGGUCUUUCGUGACGAGGUGGUUUUAAAAGAGAUCCUUUCAACAAAAGGAGCACUGAGUUGUUUUUUUUUUGUUUGUUUGUUUGUUUUGUUUUUUUUUUUUUCUUUAAAAAAAAAAAAAAAAAGGAGUUUGUCUCCGAAUUCUUAGUGGUGGACCUGGGAGAUCCUUGUUCUGAGAAGCUUAUAUAUAUAUAAAAAAAACAACAAAAAAACAACAAAAACGAAACAAAACAAAAAAAAAAUAUGUUUCAAACAAAAAUUAGAGCACCAAACCUUGAGAACUUUUUUCAGUGUGAUUUAAAGUUGCAGCAAUCAGCCUCUUCUUCCUACAUUGGAUAGCAGUUAGAGUGAGAGGAGCCUGCGCGCUCGGGCAGGAGGAGGGUUUCAAAGUGUUUUCUGUCUGCUUUAAUUGGCUACUGUCUGGACUCUACUCUGUGAAAAACAAAGCCUUUCUGUCAGAUGAACUUCGUGCUUGAUAAGGGGAUUGGGGUUCCUGUGCCCUUCGGCCCCUGGAGCUAAAAACAGCCCCUGCUUUGACUGCCACAGAUCUGGGGGGGAGAAGGAGCAGAAUCCGGGGAUUAUAUUGGUGCGGAAGGAAAGACCCCACGGCUCCAGGUGGGACUCAUGGACAAAGCAGGCAGUUGGUGGAAGGUGGCCUCUGAGGAGCUGGGUUUAAGUAGAGAUAAUGGGUCAGGCUUUGGCGUGGCUUCUUCUUGGGUGAGGAAGGCAGGGAGGUGCCAGAGCCAGGUGUUGUUGGCAAAGCAAACCCGGAGCAGCUUUUUUUUCAGGUAGUGGCCACGGCCGUGCCAUCCAUGCUGGGUGAUGAGUCAGGACUGAGAACAGCACAUUAAAGAGAAGCCAUCCAAUUUCUAAGUUGUACCCAUGUCUUAACGAGUCGGAUGGGAACACUGGGAGCGUUUUUAUUUCUGUCUAAACCUUUCUAGAAACAGCAGAGAAGUGACAAUUCCUGCAGAGCCCCCUUUUUACCAGAUCCCGAAAUCAGACUGACCUCUACCUCCCAAUUGGCCAAGAACAGUAGAGAGUGAUGUGCUAACCUGGGUGUUUUUCAAGUUGGAGAUAAGUUAGCUUUAUACUCAAAAGGGCUCCAAGUGUUUCUAGUCUUUUUUUUGGGGGGGGGGAGAACUCAAAAAUACCUCUCAUAUGAAUGUACUUCGACGCCGUGAAAACCCCACUUUUUGUACCUGGGGGGGGGGGGGGGCAGCCCUUCCAUUCCUGUCCUUUCCGUGGGUUGUUGCCCCUGCUUUCACAACCUGUUCUUGCUGUAGUUUCCCCAGGGUGUCUCCCCCCACCCAGUGCAGCCCCCCCAGUACCCCAGGACACGAGUUUUCACCCUUUGCCUUCGGUCCCGCCCCGACCGGAGUCCGAGAACUGCGAAAAACCAAACCCACAACCCCAUUCUUUUCUCAUCAAAAGCCUCCAGAGUUUAGACUUCUAAAAAAAA
Messenger RNA from Corapipo altera (White-ruffed manakin), 5674 nucleotides. RefSeq names its product UPF1, RNA helicase and ATPase (gene UPF1). Gene Ontology annotation, biological process: nuclear-transcribed mRNA catabolic process, nonsense-mediated decay. The transcript has 24 exons. Lineage: Eukaryota; Metazoa; Chordata; Aves; Passeriformes; Pipridae. Gene Ontology annotation, molecular function: RNA helicase activity; RNA binding; zinc ion binding. Bases 88 to 3450 code for a protein of 1120 amino acids. Gene Ontology annotation, cellular component: cytoplasm. The record is from RefSeq and is a predicted model, not a curated record.